Molecule: messenger RNA, 628 nt
Organism: Leguminivora glycinivorella
Lineage: Eukaryota; Metazoa; Arthropoda; Insecta; Lepidoptera; Tortricidae
Exons: 5
Coding region: 197-628 (143 amino acids)
Source: RefSeq, a predicted model, not a curated record
CGAGUACACAGCGGUGAAAACGUUAUAUUUCUUCAUUGUGGUAUCUGGAAGUACCAAGGGAAAUAUUAUUGAUUCAGUGGAGGAGGAUGUAGCGAGAAACGAAAAUGAAUGUUACCGUGCAGAAUUUUCUGAUGAUGUGUGGUCCUGUCCUGAUUUUAACAAUGAAGACUUGAAAUGCGAACCUCUCGAGCUUGGCAUGAUCGAGGGAAAGGACGGAGAGUUGGGCCUGCAAGGAAACAUCAUACUUAGUGCUGAAAUCGAGCAAGGAACAAUGAUGAAUGUAGAAAUAUGGAAAAUGAUGGACAUUGGAAAGGAAUACCUGUACCACACUCAGGGUGAUAUAUGUGGUAGCUUAAAAGACAAAAACACGCCGUGGUAUCCUAUGUUUGAAGCCAUGAAAAUAAGUGAAUGCCCCAUACCAGUGAAAAAAUACGAAAUAAAAGACAUGAUCAUCAAUUUGGAGCACGCCAAAGAAAUGCUUACACAUGAGAUGUGCGGCGACUACGUUGUUCGAAUGUCGAUGACGAAAGGCAAUGACAUAGCGAAGAAGAUGUCUUGUCAAGAGUUGGAAGUUUCUCUAAUGUGUUUACAAACUUGCGGGAAUAAUAAAAAUAAAACUGAAGAUUAA